Molecule: messenger RNA, 762 nt
Organism: Diaporthe citri
Lineage: Eukaryota; Fungi; Ascomycota; Sordariomycetes; Diaporthales; Diaporthaceae
Exons: 3
Coding region: 1-762 (253 amino acids)
Biological process (GO): ceramide biosynthetic process; ceramide catabolic process
Cellular component (GO): endoplasmic reticulum membrane
Source: RefSeq, a predicted model, not a curated record
AUGCCUCAUCAUAAUCGAGUUUACCAUGGUGAUCCACUCGCCGCCACCGGAUUCUGGGGCGCUCCCUCAAGCAGGGCAAACUUUUGCGAGGAAGACUACGCUGUCACCAAGUAUAUCGCGGAAUUCGUCAACACUUUAAGCAACCUCGCGUACGUCUAUUACGCGUUGAAAGCAUCAUGCCGUCUCGGUCAGAAGGGGAGAUACUUCGGCAUGGACGCCCUGGCAUUCUCGUUGCUCUUGGUGGGAAUAUUCUCCCUCGUUUUCCACGCCACAUUGCAUCAGGAAACACAGUUCCUGGAUGACAUGUCGAUGUUUUUGCUCGGCACGGCUCUUCUACAUCCGCUCUACACGACAGGCUUCAAGCCGUCUGCCCGGAGAGCUAUCACGACAACCUUGGUCUCCGUCGUGGUGGGAGUUUCUGCGGUGUAUCAUCAGAAGAAGGAUAUUCUCAUCCAUCUCAUUGCAUUCGCCUUGAUGGAGAAUCUUAUCUGGCCUAGAUUACUGUAUCUCAUAUACUUUCAUGAACGGCCUACGGUAGAUAGAUUAAGGCUCGCCAGACAAUUUUGGGCAGCUGUUGGGUUCAUGGUGCUGGCGAUCGUGGUGUGGCUUAUUGAUCUGGAGCUUUGCUACCCGUUGAGAGACCUUCGCGGAGUUGUGGGUUCCCCCUGGGCAUACCUGUUUGAACUGCACGGGUGGUGGCAUAUCUUCACCGCAGUGGCAGCCUCGAAGUUCAUCGCUCUGGUACGGGAGGUCUGUCCAUAA